Molecule: messenger RNA, 770 nt
Organism: Styela clava
Lineage: Eukaryota; Metazoa; Chordata; Ascidiacea; Stolidobranchia; Styelidae
Source: RefSeq, a predicted model, not a curated record
UUUUAUAUUCCUAAGAUAACCAUAAUUUCGCUCAACUUCAAAUUUUACUUGCAAAAUAUGGGAAACUUUGGCAUCGUUUGCGCUAUUCUGGCCGCAGUGUUCACCACAGAAGUGAUCAGCAUUAAAUGUUAUGACUGCUUUGACUGCAACAUCGUGAAACACGAUACUCCAACUACAACUUGUGAUAUUCCUCCAGAUGCCUCUAAUGACACAAGAGCAGCUUGCUACACAGGAACUGGAUUUGUGAACGGCGAUGAAGAAGCUACUAUAAUUCGUGGAUGUAGAUGGUCUACAAGUUUUCGCUGCUUUCAAGAAAAUCAUCCCGCAUUAAAAGGGGAAUAUUGCUACUGUAGUAGAGAUCUCUGCAACGGCGACGGCAGCGGCAACGGCGCAAAUUCCAUCGUGAAACUGAACGUCGUUCUGAUGAUGUUUGUGACGGGAAUUUUUGUGAAAAUUUUUGCUUGAAAGAAACAAACUGCUAAUCCUAUCAUUUAUACCGAUAAUCUAGUUUUAUGAUAAUUUUAAUUCUUAGUUUUAGUUCAGUUAGGUUAAGGCAUGUUUAUAUGGCCUUGUUCAGCAUUUAAAUUGCCCCCACCGUGAUGGGCAUAUAUAAUACUGUCUUAUUUUUUUACCGCUCAUUUUAUUUCACACAAUACGAGUACUUUUUAUUUCUUUUUAUUCAAAGCGUAAUUUUCACCAAAUAUUUUGCUGUUUUAUUCGGUACUCCCGAAGUAUGCGAACCAUGAUGGCGGACACCGGGACGUAGUAUG